Messenger RNA from Cydia splendana, 3223 nucleotides. RefSeq names its product ornithine decarboxylase antizyme (gene Oda). NCBI's taxonomy places the organism in Eukaryota, Metazoa, Arthropoda, Insecta, Lepidoptera, Tortricidae. Gene Ontology annotation, cellular component: nucleus; cytoplasm. The record is from RefSeq and is a predicted model, not a curated record. Gene Ontology annotation, biological process: positive regulation of protein catabolic process. Gene Ontology annotation, molecular function: ornithine decarboxylase inhibitor activity.
UUGUCUUUUACGCCGCUUUCGAGCUAUUUUUACAUUUGGCAGUCUUAUUUGGCUCCAGCUUUAUUUAUCCUAUCUGUCAGUAGCCACUAGGAAAUCAAAUAAUUCGGACGUCGAAUAUACCCCCAAGACAAAUAAAAAAAAACUCUAAAAAAUAAUAUGCUGUAUAAAAAUUACAGCAUAAAAAUAUAUUUCAUAAAAUUGCCGUUAAAAAAACCGUUUAGCUAAAACAUUCCGUUGGUUGUGAUAUAUUUGUAUUUGUUGUUGUUUUUGUACGAAUUGUAUUUUGUUGUUUUGUAUAGGAGGUUUAUUUUUUUAUGAAGAAUGGUCAUGAUAAUGAAGUACUGCGGCGAUGGCGCGUCCCUGAGCGCCGCCGGCAGCAAGCGCUCCGCCGUCUCGGCUUCGGACGCCGAGUGCUUCUCGCUGUGCCUGGGCGCCGGGCCUCUGUGGUGGUCCGAUGUCCCAGCGAACGACUCGGCACCGCCCGGAGGGGUGAACAGCGGGGCUUCGAGCCCCGCUACCCCAUCCACCCCCACCCACGACGACAACAAUCGAGACUUGUUGAGCGCGCUACUAUGGGGCAGCGCGUCCUCGCUCAGCGGCAGCGCCGAGAGCCUCUGCUCCGAGCAUCCCGCGCUGCAGACGCAGCAUCAGCAAGCGGUGGUUAACAAGAUCCUGGAGCGUAAGGACCGCCAGCCCGUGAAGAUCGACUUCAAAAUCUUCCUCACCGAGAACACCGUCACCCGUUGGGAGGCUGUGGUGCAAGGCAACACCAUGUUUCUGCGUCUGCCCGGAGUGCUUCAAGCCGGCAGCAAGGAGAGCUUCAUGCUGCUGCUCGACUUCGCUGAAGAGCGCCUGCAUGUUGCUAACUGCAUAAUCUGCGUGCUGAAGUCCCGCGGCGACCGCGCCACACUCCUGCGCACCUUCAUGUUCAUGGGCUUCUCCCCCCUCCCCCCCACCGCGCCGCUGCUCCCCCCCGACGUCGCCAACCCCGACUACAUCUUCCUGCACUACAACAUGCAGUAAGCCCCGGUAUGAUUCUGCGUCCAGUCUGAAAAUAUCUAGUGUGAGUUGUUGAAUUUUAUUGUGAUUUCUAAAGGGUCAGAAAUGCCCUAGAUUUCAGGUUGCCGGCGUCUGUAGGCUGCGGUGACUGCUUUCCAUCAUGUUUGUUGGUCAGCGACAUAAAAAAUAUCACGGUAAAUCUUGUAAAUCACAUCUCUCACACGCCAACAUCAUUGGAAAUCUUGCAAAACACAUUACUCACACAAUAUCGAUAGUAUAUAUAUGUAAAAAAAAUCGUUAUUGCGACUAUAUAAAAGAGGCAUUUUACAGCUUCACUUUAAUGAAACCAUCAUUUAAAAAAAAAUUGUCCUCAAAAAAAGACUGCACGACAGAAUCAUACCUUAAUUAUAUUGAAGCAAUGCCAUACUUAAACAUGUGAGUUGUACAAACAGUAACACUCCUAACUGCACAUUGGUGGAACUUAUGCCUUUUGUAAUAAGGUCCAACGGUGUGCAGUUAACAGUGUGGUGAUACUGGUGAUGGUAUACAAAGACCAUCCAUAUAAAAGAACCAAAUUUACCGGUUAACUCGAAUUUUGCUCAAGUUUAAGAUGGCAUUGGUCAAGGCAACUCGAAUGUAUUCAGGUUUCGGCAGUAGUGCAAUUAGUAAUAGUUGGCCUUACAGUUGUGUUGCGAACUUAAUUAAUUUUACCCCGACAGAAUUAUAAACACAGUAUUUUUUAAUCAUUAAAAAUGUCUUACCGGUGCCAAAGAUACAUUGAGUAAGAUGCGUGAAAUCUAAGACAAUAUCGUGCUUUUAAAUUUGACAGCUAAACGAGAUGGCGCUGUAUAGCUCCAUACAUUAUGCGGUAACUCUGACCGUUAAUAGUUGACGUUUGACAAGUGACAAAACAUAAUAUGGCGCAGUACAGCGCCAUCUGUUUUAGAUGUCAAACUAAGGGGCGCGUUUUUUCUUAGACUUUACCUCUCUAUUAUCAAUUAUUUUUGCCGGUGCUCAAAAACAUCAAAACAUUUGACUGUCCGGUCAAAACUGGUGGCCGGUUUCAUUAAAAAAUAUAAUCUACAAUGCUGACAAGCUUUAGAGUCAAUUUUAAAAGUAUACCUUAAGUUAUAACAGUGUUGAUCUGUGGGGUAAAAAGUUACAGUUAUCUAGAAGGCAUUGAGGUAGUAUUUUCGAUCAGCACAUUUCAAACACUCUGUCACUGCUUGCUUAGAGUAAAAGCGACAACAAGUUUUUAGUAUUUAGAUAUUAAGUAUAUAUCGAUCUUACUCGAUUGCUUGGUUUUAAAGUAUUAUAAUAAAGUUUAGGGCAGAUAUUAACAUUGGUAAUCAAUUUCAUACGUUGUAGAGUUUUUGGGUUAUUUUUGAUAGUGUUUGGCCUAUUUUUUUAUUUAAUUUCGAUCUAAUUAAAAACAGUAUUGUAUUUGACAAGCAAACGAGUAAUAUUGUAUUUAAUUUCUACAAAUUCAGCUUUGGAUAUAUGCUAACUUAAAAUCAUUAUUAUAUGAAAUCUGAAGGAGUAGAAAUUUUAAUAAUUUCUUUAUUCAUUAUUAUUGUAAUAACAAGUAUGUAUGUCGUCGUGUAUUAUCAAUAUUCACCCUAUCCGGGAUAGUGCGAAAAAAACAAGAAAAAAUAAUUAAAAAAAAAACUAAAAAAUAAAUAAAAAUCCAAAAAAAUGUUUGUAAAAAUAUUUCGAACUCACGGGAUUUUUGUACACAAUUCUGUUGACACUAAACACGAGCAGUCCGAAAUAUUUUCUUUCUUUAUUAUAUAAAAUCACAUUUUUUUCCUACGCUGCGAACUAGCAAAAAUUAUUUUACUAAAAUUAACUUUUGCUAUUUAGUGGUUAAAUAAUAUAUAAAGUACUUAGCUGGUAAGUGGUUUUAUGUUAAUUCCUGUAUUUAGUAUUACGAUUAUUUCUCGCCUUUUUGAGCAUAAUUAUGUAUACAAAUACAAACCAACAAACAUAAUUUUGUAUGGGCAUACCAUGAGUAUCUCUUCAUCAUUUCUGUAUACGGGAUUAUGCUCUGGGGUAACGUAUAGAUUAUAAUUUGACAGCGUGUUCACAUUUUCAGUAUUUUUCACUAAAAGUAUUAUUCGAUCUUUGUUCUUUGUUAAAAGUGAAUAGGACACGCUGUAUGUAGAAUAAUGGUAACUUUAAAUGUAUUAUUAAUUGAUAAACGAUUAAAGUAAAUCUUAAUCAA